Messenger RNA from Musa acuminata subsp. malaccensis (wild Malaysian banana), 1325 nucleotides. Its product is annotated as probable membrane-associated kinase regulator 1. NCBI's taxonomy places the organism in Eukaryota, Viridiplantae, Streptophyta, Magnoliopsida, Zingiberales, Musaceae. Gene Ontology annotation, cellular component: plasma membrane. The record is from RefSeq and is a predicted model, not a curated record. Gene Ontology annotation, molecular function: kinase inhibitor activity.
GAAAUCCAUCAGCAUAACUGUUGAGCCGAGGAGGCAUUGACGCAAGGAUGCGUUCGCGGAUGGAGAGGACAAGAAACGGGGAUGGGCCGUGGGGGAGCGGCGGCAGUGCCGCGCCUGCGCUCUCCUCCUUCCCGUCCCCAUCCCCGUCCUCGUCUUCUUCUUCCGACUUCGAGUUCACCGUCUCCCUAUCCCCUUCCUCCAAGCGAUCCUGCGCCCAGCUGUGCCCCGCCGACGAGCUCUUCUACAAGGGCCAGCUCCUCCCCCUCCACCUCUCUCCCCGGAUCUCCAUGGUCCGCACCCUCCUCGCCUCCACCUCCGCUUCCUCCUCCUCCACCGACACCACAGCCACCGCCUCCCGCGACUCCAACGGCAGUUCCUCCUCUUCCUCCUUCUCUGCCGCCGAUCUCAUCCUCCCGGAAUUCGACUCUUCCCGCCCCAGCUCCAUCACGGAGGAUGAGAUCCGCCGGUUCUCCACCGCCAAACGCCCUGGGGGCUCCAAAUACCUCUCCUCCUUGGCCACCCGCUUCUCCGUCUUCCUCCACCGCGGUAGCAAGAAACUAGACCCGUCCUCCGUUCCCAACAGUAGCGUUCCCGCCCCUCCUCCGCCUCCUCCUCCUCUUCCCACCAAACGAGCAAACUCAUUGUCAUCGUCGUCGGCAAAGGAGGUGAUCAGGAAGUACGUUAAGAAGGUAAAGCCGAUCUACGAGAAACUCUCGGCGUUACAGCACAGAAACAACCAGCAGCCCCUGCAGCAGCAACGGAAGAAGACGUUCUCGUUCUCGAUCAGGAAGGAUAGAGUACUCGCCGGAUCAGGCAAAAAGAAUGUAUUGGGGGACGACCGCAACCAUGCCCGCAGAAAGGGCCUGAACUGCUCCAGCUCUUCGUCCUUCUCUGGGAACCUGCUAGCACACCCCACCAGGAAGAAGCCGUGGGCUGCGAGCUGUCCAUCCUCCAUGAGGUCUUCACCCAGCCACUCGGGCUUGCUCUACAUUGGUGGGGGCGGGUUUCCUGAGCCUCCUCCUGCCCUUUCGUUGUCGGCUUCGUCAAUGGAGGAGCUGCAAAGCGCCAUACAAGGCGCCAUUGCCCACUGCAAGAGUUCAAUGAUCCAAGCAAAUGAGAAGAAGGCACCAUUUCUGUCAAGCGACGAGGAGGAGUUCGCUGGAUCUUGAGAAGAAAAUGCAUCCCUUGCUAGCUGACUAACGUUGUCGUACUUGCAUGGCGAAGCCUUCCUCUUUAUGUUUCUCGUUCAGAAAGAUUAAUCAGAUGUGAUUGCAGUAAGCUUGUCAAAUGAUGAGAUCCACAACAUCAAGUGUGCUUUUGCUCUU